CAACUUGACGCACAUUAUCCCGUCCGUCUGUCCGUCUGCGUGAGGUUGCGUUUAAAAGUCUCACGUCGCACGGCCACCGCGUGCAGCGUCUGCCUGCGCUUCCCGCGUGCAUGCGCGCACGCCAGUGAGUCAGCUUGAGAGGGGAGAGCGCGAGAGAAAAGAAAAAGAGAGAGAGAGAGGGAAGGUAGCAGGCGCGAGGGGAGAGCGGAGGAGCGCGAGCGAGCGAGCGACACAGCGCUAUGAAAUUCAUCUGUGCGUUUAGCCUGCUGCUGCUCUUCCCAGCGCUGAGCCUCAACAGCAGACAGACCUAUGAGGGCCUGGAGCGGAGGCUGAAGGAUGUCUUUGCGGAGAGGACGGGGAUCCUGCGCCAGCUCUCCAAGACGUCUAAGGAGCUUGACGGGAUCAAAGGCAACCUGCAGUCCCUGAAGAAUGACGACACCGUGGCCAAGAAGGACGUGCAGAGGGUGCUGGAGCUGAGCCAGAAGCAGAGGGAGGAGAUGAAGUCCCUUCAGGCAGCCCUGCAGAAGCAGCUGGAUGAGGCCACAGAGAGAGCAGAGAAGCAGCAGGCCACGAUCAAUUUCCUGAAGACAGAAAUGGAGAGGAAGAGCAAGAUCAUCAAAGACCUCCAGCAGGAGAACAAAAGUCUGAAGAGCAAGCUGCUGUCCGGGAGCAAGCUGUGUGGCAUCCAUGCUGAGGAGUCGAAAAAAAUCCAGGCUCAACUGAAAGAGCUGCGUUAUGGAAAAAAGGAUUUGGUAUUUAAGGGACAGCAGCUCAUGGACCUGGAGCGCAAGCUUCUGGCCUCCAAGGAGGAGUUGGAGAAGACUGCUUUGGACAAGGAGUCCCAGCUGAAGGCUCUGAAGGACACCGUGCACCUCUGCUUCUCCUCAGUGCUGCAGAGCCACCCGCCCAGCAGCCACGCCCUCCUGGCCGCCCCCUCCCACCUGGCCAGGUUCUCUGCCCUUGCCAACAGCUCCAGGGUCACCUUCCAGCAGCCACACGCCAAGAAUAUCCCAAAAAUACUGAGGAUCGUUACAAGUAAAGCUCCCUCUAAAGCGGAGCCGAUGAAGAGGGACACCCCAGAGGCCAAGGACUGCCAGUCGGAAAAGGUUGACAAGAUUUGCUCUCAAAACCAGACUGAAAAAUGGUCCCCUGUGAGUAAAACAGCAGCGCUGAACCUGAAUAACCAGGAGAAAUCCCACGGGCAGCCGAAAGGAGGAAAUGACAUCAUGAAGCUGCCAGAAGAUGGAGGAGAGCAGAAGGGAGGGGAGGAGGAGGAUCACAACUGAAGCAAUAGAGGAUGAGGAGGAGGAUGACAACGAUGAGGACGAUGGAAAAGUGGCUGAGGAAAUAAUGUUCCACGGACUGUCUGUAUGCUGUCAGUGAUGUCAGUUUGAUUCAGUGUAAUACAAAAGCAUGCAACUGACCCUGCCCCUUUAUCAUAGACCCCGCUCCUUCACCCUGACCCCCGCCCCCCCCACGGGUCUGGCUCAGUCCCGCCUACAUUCCCACUGAAUCACUUCCAGACCUGUCUGCUCACACAAGACACAAGCACACACAACAUGGUCAUGUGCAAAACACAUUCCCGAUCUUUUGAGGAAAGCCCCACCUCCUGCUGGCCAUGUCUGGACUUUGAUGGUGGAACUAAUACAUAGCAGUGGCAUGUUCUCGAGCGCUCCUUGUCGCUGGGGGCGUCUUUCUACCAGACUUUUGUUGUACAGUUCGUCUGCAUUUGCUUCUUUAGUUGUUUUUGCUCAGUGCCAGGAAAAUAUUUCAUGUUUUAUAAUGCUUUCAAACAAACCUUUUGUAGCUCAAGUCCAGCCAUAAGAGGAAGGUGCUUUUAGACUAAGUAGGGAUGGACCUCGACCCUUCUGAUCUUUGACUGGCAUUAAAUGUACUACACGUUUUGAAUGAUAAUUUUAAAAAGGUAUUGAUUAAAAAAAAUAAUUGCAAAGCAGGAGGACUGACUUCUGUUCUGAGACCUGUUUAAAGAGUGUUCCGGUAGUUUAGUGUUUUGGACUCACAGAAAGAGCUCUUUCCUCCUUUGAUGUAGGCCACAGACAGGGCUGGCCAACUUUCGACGUUUAUUUUUCCGAAAAAUUAUUUGCCUUUAAUGUGCCAAAGGUAAAGAAUGAAAACUCACAAUGAGUCUUUUCACUGAGAACUAUGUGCCAUGCACUGACUAUGAAGCUAAUCUAAGCUACUCUCUCUUUCUGUGUUACCUGAUCUAUCUGUGUCCGUCCAAUAAAAGACUGAUUAUUAAUAUUGUGUGAAUCACCACAUCCGUGUAAUUUGGCUAAGAAUAAAUGGAUUGUUGCAAAA
Molecule: messenger RNA, 2319 nt
Organism: Brienomyrus brachyistius
Lineage: Eukaryota; Metazoa; Chordata; Actinopteri; Osteoglossiformes; Mormyridae
Gene: luzp2
Product: leucine zipper protein 2
Exons: 12
Coding region: 240-1286 (348 amino acids)
Source: RefSeq, a predicted model, not a curated record